Messenger RNA from Ornithodoros turicata, 788 nucleotides. RefSeq lists its product as uncharacterized. The record is from RefSeq and is a predicted model, not a curated record. NCBI's taxonomy places the organism in Eukaryota, Metazoa, Arthropoda, Arachnida, Ixodida, Argasidae. The transcript is spliced from 2 exons. The coding region runs from base 82 to 672 and encodes 196 amino acids.
CGUAGUUCCACGCACAUCGCUUUGGUAUUGGUGUUCUGUUCGACUUGUUGACGCAGAUCUUGAAGAUUAGUCAAUUCUGCUAUGAGUGACGAGAAGGGUCCGGUCGAUACGAAGGCCGCAAAUGUCGAGCGUCCUCCAGCCGAUUCAGAUGUUGCAACCUCUGGACUAAAGGAACCCAAAAAACACAAGAAGAAGAGACAGAAGCAGGAAGGAAGCAAAGGAAUAAGUUACCGCGAAGACAGCUCCUCUCCAGCGAAUGUAGGACCCCCUAGCCUGAUUACUUUGCCGAGGAGUCCGACGAGCGGGAUUUCCGGUGGAGCGGCUGUUCCUCCGGAACUGGAGAACACAGGUGGAGCCCCUCCUAUUGCAGCCCUCGGUUACAGCCCAAUUGGCGAGAAUCAAGGGCGAGACAUGCAAGACCCCGGUGCCAUGGCUAAUCAGCAAAUCGUUGAGCGCAAGCCUUCUAAAAAGUCAGUCACGGCAGUGGUGUCUCUUGGCGCGCCGUGUGACAAGCGCCUGAGCGGGCCUAAGAAGGACAAUAUGAACAUAGGCAUUGCGUUGCUAGUCGGCGCUCUCGUCACCUUCGUUGUCUGGGUGGUCCUCCUGGCGUUGCUGGAGAAGAAUCCCAUGGAUAGACAUCCAGAGAAUGAGACUGACACCACGCACGACUAACAUUUUUAAUCCUCCACGAGCACCAAACGGUCUUCGGACAAUUAAUUGAAAGCAAAGACUCCUCUUGGAGCUACGCACGAGUACGAUCCCCGUCGAAAAUAUAUCACGUUACAUGA